Phytophthora infestans T30-4 is the source of this 1251-nucleotide messenger RNA. RefSeq lists its product as uncharacterized. The transcript is spliced from 4 exons. Bases 1 to 1251 code for a protein of 416 amino acids. The record is from RefSeq and is a predicted model, not a curated record. NCBI's taxonomy places the organism in Eukaryota, Oomycota, Peronosporomycetes, Peronosporales, Peronosporaceae.
AUGAGCAUUCGGGAGCUGCAACCGCUCAAGCUAGUGUCUUCUUGUUCCGUAACAAUCAAGCACGCGCGACCAGCUGAAGCGUCUCGAGCUCGUGUUUCCGUCGGCAUUUUUCUACUCUAUUUGGCUCCUGCUAUCACGUCUGCCCCACUUUUUGACGGAUCUAUUGAUGCAGAACUAGUCACGGACGAUAUUGGCACUGUCGUGAAGAAGAAUGCGUCGUUCGCUCCUGCUUAUUUCUUAGAGACUGGGUUCUUAAAUGCGUACGAGAAUAAACCCACAAGUUUCCUGAAUUUUACGUUUCUAAACCAAUCUACUUUCUCGAAUGGAGCGUGCUCUAUCUUGGACUCUAAUGGACCGGAAUGCAUCCUAAUGACGGGACAUCAAGGUGGUGUGAGUGCCUAUGGACUCUCGGACAUUGGAGGACUGGUGGCUUCAGGAACAUGGGUAGAAAACGGUCGAGAAAGUGUUUUUGUUGGACUGAAAAAACCUCCAAGUUGUGUAAACGAGAAUAAAUUGCAGAUCAUUCCCGAUCUUAGUGAUAUUCGAGGUAUGUCAGGAGCGUUCAUUGCCGCAAUUAAAGGUCCGACGACUCAGUGGUUUGAUUUUAUGGACAUGCCGACUUCAGUACGCGAGCGGAUGUUCUACGUGGUAUCCAAGCAAGGUACAGGCCAAGGACUCACGAUUCCAUCCAAAAAGAGGCAGAGUUUUGCCAGAAUUAUCGCAUCAAAUACCUGUGGAUCGACACUGGCUGAUAAACUGGAGAUUGCUACACCUUAUCAAGGCAGCAAGUACGUGAAUGUUAUUCUGUAUCGGAUUGCAGGAGCAUCAAUCACUCUACCCAGACUGCAAUUUACGUUUGUAGUGGCUGCCCAAGCACUGGCAUUAUUGGUGUUUAUGAUCCUUGUCAAUGCGCGCAAUGGGGCAUUAAAUACGUAUCAUUUGAUUCAGCAACUCUUACGGCUACCGACGUUCUGUAUCAUUGCCGUACAGCUCGUGUAUGUGUUGUAUUACCAAGUCUUUGACAUCAUGUACCUUCGUGGGAACAGUAACAGUGCACUUCGAGCUAUCUACGACAAGAAAAUCGUAUACGUUGCCGGUGUGAGCUUCAUUCUGCUGCAUCAACUGGACGUGCGUGCUGCCGUUACUUUGUGGCCAAAAAUGGCAAAUAAUGACGCCUACUAUUUCUCUCGAAUGGCGAGAUCCGACGCACUAUAUGGUGGCUUCUUCGUCGUCUUGGCCACAGAAUGCUAG